AUGAUUUUAAACUUUUACGAUCGCGGAUUUAAAACAAAAAUUAAAUUUUUAAUAAAUUUCCUUGUCACAGCGAGAGCUAUGAAAAAAGAUAGAAAGUUUCUUUUGGUGAGUAUUAUUGUUUGGUUUAUACACCUUUGA
This is a messenger RNA of Vairimorpha ceranae, 138 nucleotides long. RefSeq lists its product as hypothetical. The coding region runs from base 1 to 138 and encodes 45 amino acids. The record is from RefSeq and is a predicted model, not a curated record. The transcript has a single exon. Lineage: Eukaryota; Fungi; Microsporidia; Nosematidae.